Molecule: messenger RNA, 8686 nt
Organism: Phyllopteryx taeniolatus (common seadragon)
Lineage: Eukaryota; Metazoa; Chordata; Actinopteri; Syngnathiformes; Syngnathidae
Gene: heatr5a
Product: HEAT repeat containing 5a
Exons: 43
Coding region: 743-6940 (2065 amino acids)
Biological process (GO): intracellular protein localization; endocytosis; retrograde transport, endosome to Golgi
Cellular component (GO): endocytic vesicle; membrane; Golgi apparatus
Source: RefSeq, a predicted model, not a curated record
GAAACUCAAAUAUUUUGCAAUUUGGGGACAUUCAUCCGUCCGGCAGAACCUCAGGUUACCAAUUUCCAUUUGUUCUGGACCGAAACGUUUGCAAACCGAGCUAACGUUUUUCCCGCCGGAAUGAACGGAAACGCAAGGAAUCCGUUGCAGCCGCGCAACGGCGUUUUAUUGACCUCAUUUUGAUCAUUGUGUGCUUCGAAAUGCCCGCUACGCCCGCUCAACACUGCUAAAGCUAAGAAUAAUUGACCCCGGUGAACUUUUGCUCUCCAACGCCUCAUGUUGAAUGCGUGUGUGCGCUAGCGACGGGACGGACAACGCCGGUGCCGAGCGCACAAGAGUGAAAGCCCGUAUUGGCGCGUGUAUGGCGUUAAGAGAAAAAGAAAUCACGUGACCGAUACAGGGAGUGUGUCGUUUGGAUGUGCCGCGCCAAAUUGUGUUGCUCAGGAAACAAACUGUCGACAUGUGGCGGAUUUGUUGGAUUUUGGACUUUUGCUUGGCCUCGCCUUGUUCCACUGACUUCAUGGAUCCUUCCAAGAACUUUUCCCCGUCUGGAAUCAUUUGGAUCUUUUGACGCCAAAUAAGGUGAAGUGAGCGCCACAGACCCAAUGAGAGCACUUCAUCGAUGCCGAGGCAUUAUUGAACCCGAUCGGCGUGCCAAUGAACAAUUGGCAGAUACUCGUGUGAGUACCCCAGGCAACGUGAUUGGCUGUGAGUUGCUGAUUCCUAAGAAGAAGAAAAGAAAAUGGCGAGCGUCCACAGUCUCUUGCUAAAUGAGGAUGCAUGCAGUCAGCUGAGUGAACAUCAGCGAGCCGAGUUCAUCUUUGAUUGGCUCAGCCGCCUGAAGAAGCGCCUCCCUUCCAGCGACAGGGCCGUCAUCAAACAGAACCAGCGCCGCCUCGUGGACCAGCUCUCGGGCGUUCUGGUGGGCUCGCCCGGCCCGCCCGCCCGCAGGCUGCUGGGCCACUGCUUGGCGCUGUUGUUUCGCCUUGGCGACCCCGUCCCUUCCAGCUUACUGGUGGAGCGGUGCAAUGACAUCAUCCGCGUCAAGGACGACUCGCCGUCGUGUCUCCCCAACAGACUGGCCGCCGUAGCGUGUCUUGGUGCCAUGUUCGAGCAGCUGGGCGGGAUGCUGGGCGGUCUCUUCAAGGACACGUUGGCCAACCUGCUGAAAGCCCUGAAGCACGCCGAGUCUCAAGGUCGCUACGAGAUCGUGGCUUCGCUGGAGAGGAUGCUGCGAGGCGCAGGCGCCGGCGCCGUGUCGGCUCACCGCGAUGUCUACAAGGCGGCCCGGACCUGCCUGAUGGACCGCUCCAUGGCGGUGCGAUGCGCCGCCGCCAGGUGCCUGCUGGAGUUGCAGCGCGAGGCGGCGUUCCUGUGGACCAGCGAGCUGGAGAACGCGUCCACGCUGUGCUUCCGGGCCUUCGAGGGCUCCGACCGUGACGCCCGCGUGUCGGUCGCCAAGCUGCUGGGAACUUUGCUGGCGGCGGCGCUGGAACCCAGGAAUAACGGCGCAGCCCCCAGACCAAGCGGGCGAGGCCGCAGAGCCCUGGAGGAAGUCAUGGAUCUGUUGUCCGUGGGCUUCGUAAGGGGCGGCGCCGGCUUCCUGCGGGCCAGCGGCGACAUGCUGAAGGGGACCAGCUCUGUGAGCAAGGAGGUCCGCUUCGGCGUCACACAGGCGUGCGUGGUCUUUGUGUCCACGAUGGGCGGCGCCUGGCUGGAAGCCAACUUGGCGUCCUUCCUGUCGCUGUCGAUGGCGCUGGCGUCCAACACGAGGGCGACACCCACGGCGGGCGACGCCGCUGUCAUCCGCCGCUGCCUCUCCUUCAUCCUGAGGAACACGGUUGGCUCGCUCCUCAGCGAGAAGGCGCAGGGUAACGCCGCCAGACACCUGUGCGCCAUCGUGGAGACGCACAAACACGCUUUUGUGGCUGAUGGGAAGACGGAGGGCAAGUUCGGCUGUGCGGACGUCACCUCCAGUCAACACGGGUUGGUCUGCUGCCUUUUGGAGUUGGGAGCUCUCAUCCAAGGCUUGGGCUCCACUGCUGCCCCUCUCUUGAGUGACGGAAGCACAGGGCUCCCGGACGUGGUGGUUUCGGUCCUCCUCCACCCAACGUCCUCGGUCCGCCUGGCCGCCGCUUGGUGCCUGCGCUGCGUCGCCACGGCGAUGCCGUCCCAGUGCUCCCCUCUGCUGGAUCGCUGCGCGGAGCGUCUGGCGGCGCUCAAGUCUUGCCCCGAGGCCGUGGCCGGAUACGCAGCCGCCCUCGCCGCCCUGGUGGCAGCGGCGCAGCACUGCCCCCCCGGGAUACCGCACGCCAAGGGCACGGUGGUGGUGGAUCUCGCUGAAGACUUGCUGCGUUCGGCCUCUCAGAACAGUCGCAUCGCUCUGCAGAGGACGCAAUCCGGCUGGCUGCUCAUUUCGUCCGUCUGCACUCUGGGUCCGGCCGUUGUGGAUCAGCACCUCCCACGCCUCCUCCUACUGUGGCGCUGCGUGUUUCCCGCUUCCCUCCGGGAGCAAGAGAUGGAGCUGAGGCGAGGGGACCACUUUACGUGGAAGGUGACGCUGGAGGGCCGAGCCGGGGCUCUCUCUGCCAUGAAGAAGCUGCUGCUCGACUGUCAGGAUGUGUUAACGAACGACGUCAUCGCUCACCUCCUGACGCCCAUCGCGUGCGCCGUCGGCCUCCUCCCAAAACUUCCCGCUCUCGUCGGGUCGUAUGGUUCCCGCGUGGCGGCGUGGACGCCGGUUUACCGCCUGCGAGUGUACGAGCUGCUCGCCACGCUGCCGCCGCAUGUCUACCAAGAGAGUUUCGGUUUGGUGAUGAACCAGCUGGUGUCGGACCUGCUGGCGCAGGAGAACCUCAACCAGCCGUGCUCGGAGCUUGCCUUCCUGCCUUCCCUCUGUCACCGCGACGACCUGCCGCUCCUCGGCCCUGCCCUCUGCGAAAGUGGCCACAGAUACAUUGAAGAUCAGGUGCACGCCGCCGGAGGGUCCCUGGACGACGACCCGUUCGCUCUCUGCGACCGAGGCGACGAGGCUCCCGUGCCAACUCUUCCCGCCGCCGCCCUGACCGCUGCCGCGAGUCGCCUCUUCGGACUCCUCUUCCCACACAUCAUCGCCGCUCAGAGGGUGAAGAUUCUGGAACAGUUUGUCGAGGCGCUGAAGCAGCUGAGGAGUCAACGGCAGCAGACGGUCCAGAUGCAUGUCUGUGCUGCCCUCUGUAGUCUGCUCAAGGACCCGUGCGCCACCCGAGGUUCUUUGGGCCCGGAGGAGGCUCGUGUCCCCGUGCUGUCUCUCCUGCUGGGGGCGCUGGACAGCAGCAGCCCUGUGCUGCGUUGCGCGGUGGCCGAGGGGCUGGCGCGGCUCGUACAGGUCGUCGGAGAUGCCGGCUUCACGGUCGCCGUCUCGCUCCUCUGCUUCGACAGGCUGAAGAGCGCCCGGGACGCGGCGUCUCGCAGCGGCUGCGCUCUGGCUCUUGUGGCGCUGCACCGCUACGUGGGAGGCAUUAGCUCUCCUCAGCAUCUCUCCACGUGUCUGGGAGUCAUCUUCACGCUGAGUCAGGACGCCACCUCACCCGAGGUUCAGACAUGGUCUCUCCACAGUCUGUCCCUGUUGGUGGACCUGUCCUGCGGUCUGUACCGCGCCCACGCGGAGCCCUCCUUUACCCUGGUGCUGCGCCUGUUGCUCUUGGCGCCACCCACGCACCCCGAGUUGCAUCGCAGCCUGGGACGUUGCCUGCACGCCCUCAUCGCCUGCCUGGGGCCGGACCUGCAAGGGGAGGGGUCCAGCGUGGCGGCAAUGCGCUCCAAUUGUCUGGUGGCCUGCGGCGCCAUGCAGGCCACGCCCCACUGUCUGGUUCAGGCCCACGCCAUUUCCUGCCUGCAGCAGCUGCACAUGUUCUGCCCGCAACAUGUUCACCUGGCCAGCCUCGUACCUGCACUCUGUGAGAUCUUACUGGAAUAUUCCAUGUUGGCCAACCUGUGCAGCUCGCACCUGUGCCUGCGUCGGGCGGCGGUGGCGUGCCUGAGGCAGCUGGUCCAGCGGGAGGCGCCGCAGGUGUGCGAGCUCGCCGUGACGCAGGCGAAGGAACCGCAGAGGCGGGACAACACUCGACUGGACGUCGCCAUCAAGGAGGUGGGCCUGGAGGGGGCGCUCUUCUCCCUGCUGGACCAGGAGUCGGAGCCGGGACUCCGGCGGGACAUCCAGGAGACUUUGGUCCACAUGAUGGCGUCCAGCGUCACCGGUGGCAUGCUGGGACGCUGGCUGAAGCUCUGCAAGGACGUCCUGGCGGCGUCCGGCGCUGGGGCUCACGAUCGAAGCGCCGGCGCGGAGGCGGGUCAAGCGGACGAGGACGGGGACCCCAGGGGUGACGACGACUCGUCGGCCUUCCGAGCUCAGGCGGAGUCGGCGGGCCCGUUCCCGGCGCUGCGCUGCUCCACGCGCUGCUUCGCCGUGGAGUGCGUGUGCGGCAUCGUCGCGCGGUGCCAGAAAGACGACCCCGCGCACUUUGACCUGGCGUUGGCGCAGGACAGACGCCGGCACGCGUCCGCCGACUUCCUGGUGCUCCACCUGGGCGACGUGGUGCGCGUGGCCUUCAUGGCGGCCACGGACCACGCCGAGCGUCUGCGCCUGGCGGGGCUGCGGGCGCUGCUGGCCGUCAUCGUGCCGUUCGAGAACGUGGCCGAACCCGAGUUCCCGGGCCACGUCAUCCUGGAGCAGUACCAGGCCAACGUCGGAGCCGCUCUCAGACCGGCGUUCGGUGCAGACGCUCCUCCUAACGUCACAGCCAAAGCCUGUCAGGUCUGCAGCACGUGGCUGUCGAGCGGCGUGCUGAGCGAUCUGCGCGACGUCAAGCGCGUGCACCAGCUGCUGGCGUCUUCGUUGGCCAAGGUCCAGACGGGAAGCGAGCCGCGCGGUCGGCUGUACAAUGAGGCCACGGUUACCAUGGAGACCCUGGCGGUCCUGAAGGCCUGGGCCCAGGUUUACAUCGUGGCCGUCCAGAGGAGCCGACGGGAGGCCGGACCCUCCGGGUCGGGAGGGGCGGGCCUUCUGGCUCUGGUCCAAUCGGAUCUGCCCCAGUUGAGCCGCCUGUGGCUGGCGGCGCUGCAGGACUACAGCGUGCUGACGCUGCCCCGGGAAGACUGCGACGGCCCGCGAGCGCCGGCGGCAGGAGGUUCCUUCUUCACGGCCGAGACAGCCAAUCAGGCCAGGAGUCACUACGCUUCCUCCUGGGCGCCCAUCCUGCACGCCACGGCGCUCUGGCUGCACAGCACAGGUUUCGUGACGUACGAGGACACCCCUGGCAACCUGUCCCGCCCGGUCACGCCCAACUCCAUGGGGCACAGCGGUUCAGCGGACGACGCCGAGAGUCCGGAAGACGUCAACGCGGAGCGGCUGCACCUCAUCCUGGGCCUCAGCGUGCACUUCCUGUGUUCCCCUCGCUCGGAGGAGCAGAUGGAGAACAUCGCUUCCUGUCUGCAAGCUCUGCAGGCGCUGCUGGACGUCCCGUGGACCCGAGCCAAGAUCGCGAGUGACCGGCUGUUGAGCGUGGAGCUGCUCAGCGUGCUCCACAGGCUGCUGGUCACCAGAGAGUCGGCGUCCGUCCAGGCGGCCGUGGCGGACCUGCUGGGACAGAUCGUGAGGGCCACGCAGGAGCACGUCAGGGAGAAGCGACACAGCGCCGAAGCGGACGACGGCGCGUCGGAGAAGGAGACCUUGCCGGAGUUCGGGGAGGGCCGCGAUACGGGCGGCCUGGUGCCGGGACGCUCGCUGGUCUUCGGAGCGCUGGAGAUCUGCCUCAGCGUGCUGCUCAGAAAACUGCCCGCGCUCAGCCCCAAACUGGCCGGGACCCCCAGUGCCGGUCCCGGCGGUUCGGUGUGGCGUCUGAGCGACUGCGAUUGUCAUCUGGUGUCGUCGGCCUUGCGUGUCCUCUCCCAGCUGCCGUCGGUCUGCUCGCCCGAAGGAAGUGUGUCCGUCCUACCCGCAAUCCUCUACUUGCUGCUGGGAGUGCUCAGAGAAAUUGUGCUACAGCCCGGCGCAAACAAUGCGAAGUGCGAGCUCCCCACGUGUCCUCUCCCGGAGGCGUCGGGCUCCGGCGACGGCGGGAGCGGACCCCCUCGGGUGGUGCGGGCGCUUCUGCGGGCGCUUAAGACUGUGUCGGCGCCGGCGACGGCUCGGCGGGAGAAAAGUGGCGGCGCGCGCGACGCCGUACUGCGCUCGGCUCUCCGUGCGCUGCUCGACAUGUGGAACGCCGGGCCGAGCGUCGCGGCCCCGACGGUCCUCCUGACGGCCCUGACGGUCUUCCUGCUGAGCGCCGGUCCGGACGUGUGCGCGGCGGCGCCUUCUCUGCACGCCCUCGCGCUGCGGCGCUUCAGCGACGCCAUGGACGCCGAAGACCCCGACGUGUCGUGUCGAUGUUUCCAGCUGCUGGCGUCGCUCUUCGGGGCGACGCCGGAAGUUUCCGUGCCGUACAUCCGCACGCUGGGACCGCCGCUGCUCAAAUUCCUUCAGAAGGUGGCGCGGCGCCGGCCUCAAAGUCCCGAGGAGCUGCGGGCGGUUCUGGAGGGCGUGGCCGCCUUGGAGGUUCUGGUCCUGGCGGCGGACCGACACCAGCUUGGUCCCCGCGCAGGUCCCGGGCUGGUGGCCAUCUUGUUUCCCGCGCUCAUCGCCUUCCUGCUGGACGAGAAUGCGCUGAGCUCGGCCCCCGCGCCGUCCCGCUCGCUCCACCGGGCGGCGCUCGAGGACCUCGUGCGGCUGGGACCGCAACACUCGGCCGUCUUCAGGUCUCUGAUGUCGACGUCCCCUGACCUCAAGUCCCGCCUGGAAGCCGCCCUCAAGGCAAGCCAGGAGAGCGCUAGCCACGCUAAAACUAACGCAGCCGCUGACUCGCCCGGCGGCGCGGUCAAGUCGUCGCCCACCAUCACGCUCAAAACCAACUUCCUGUGAGGUCGGCGAGGAGGCCGAUUGGUGGGCCGCCUCCCGCGAUGUGUUCACGCUCCCUUGUACAAUACACUACUUGCCCUGUCCAACAGGAAGUUACGCAACUCGUCUUUGACAGGAAGACGACGCCGACUUCCUGUCAGGAGCCUUUGAUUGUGUUUUCUUGGAAUUGCUCCCAUGUUUUUGUCGGGGGCUUCAACAUGCUCGAAAACUAGCCACGUGGAUGCCGGUGUACGUUUCUUGAUUUCGGGGCUCCGCAACACUGCGUCCCAAAACUCACUCAGUAGCGCCCCCUGGAAGGUGAGACAAAAAAUUGCCCCGGCAGCAGUUUCAACAAUUGACACGAAAUGAUGUGGACAUGUCUGUCAUGAAAGUUGCAACAGGAAGUCAGCCAUUUUGCUUUGAAGCAGCCAUUAUGGGUGAAUUUGAUUAUUGAGUCCCCUGGGAACUUCGAGGGGUGGGAGAAGAGCCCCCAGGACUGGUUUCGUGGCGGUGGUGUGAAAUUUGCCGUACGUCUAUCAUCGCGGGACGCAUGGAAAAUGCCCGAAAUGAAACGCCAAGUUGAAGCAGCCAUUUUGGACAAAUUCCUACUGAACACGUGCGGAAUUCAUCCUGUCGCGUUUUUUUGGUUCCCUUUUGUUUUCAUUUCUUCAACUUCCUCGACGUCGCGUGCACGAGCUGCAUUUGCAGUGCUGGGAAAAAGCCUCCCCAAAUUCAGACUUUUUUGCAGUUUAUUCAGAUCAUCAAAGAUAAGUCAAACAUCAAGUUGGAUUUCCAAAUGGUGAUCUUUGAGUGCAGUACAUUCAAAUCAUCUUUUUUCCCAGAACGUUUGUCGUGAGCCGGCUUCCUUGUCCCCAAAUAGGCGUCCCGUUCAAGUUCUGCGUCCCAUAAUGCUAUUUUCCUCAUUUAUUCUUUUGAAGCUCGUCUAAUAAAUACUUUGAUCAAAAAGUUGAUUGAUUGUAACGUGGCUUCUUCAGCGAAAGAAAUAACCCACUCAAAAUUCAUGUCGACAUUUCAGAGGGGUUUUUACAGUAACUUACGAGCAGCGUUGCCAGUAGUGUUUGAGGGAAAAUAAUAAUAAUAAUAAUAACAAUAAUUCCUUGCUUGAGUAGUGUGGGGGGAAUUGUGAGAGGAGCCAGAUGAGGCGGCCGGGGCAUCUGAUUCGGACGCCUCCCCGCUGAGGUGUUCCGGGCACGUCCCGCCGGGAGGAGACCCCUGGGGACGACCCGGGACACGGUGGAGAGACUACGUCCCUCGGGAUCCUCCCGGAAGAGCCGGAUGAAGUGGCCGGGGAGAGGGAAGUCUGGGCGUCCCCGCUAAAGCUACUGCCCCCGUGACCCGAAGAAAAUGGAUGGAUGGAUGGAUGGCUCUGUCUUCACAUGGACUACUGUAAAAAAAAUAAAAAAAAAUAAAAAAAGGACUGAGUCUGAAAUAUGUACCAGGGCACAAAAGUAAAGACUUUUUAUUAUUAUUAUGAUGAUCAAUUCUAUUGAAUACCAGAGGUGGGUAGUACCACCCAUUUUUUGGGGGGGGGAAUUGUACAUGUCAGAAUAGUUUGAAUGCAGCACACACUUGAGUAUUUCUGUUCAGAAGGAACUGAGCUACAUUCUGCUUCCUACUUUUGUUGUUGUUUUAUUUAUUUAUGACUUGUGCUGUUUCACGGGAAGUUAAAUUCUGGUGAUAGAAUUCCAUUUCAGCAUUCAGACACACAAACUUUGCAUUGUAAACCUGAAUAAAAUGGCUCAAACUUAA